Cyphomyrmex costatus is the source of this 6216-nucleotide messenger RNA. It is a transcript of the gene RhoGEF64C, whose product is annotated as Rho guanine nucleotide exchange factor at 64C. Gene Ontology annotation, molecular function: guanyl-nucleotide exchange factor activity. Lineage: Eukaryota; Metazoa; Arthropoda; Insecta; Hymenoptera; Formicidae. Gene Ontology annotation, biological process: positive regulation of Rho protein signal transduction. The coding region runs from base 507 to 5852 and encodes 1781 amino acids. The transcript is spliced from 14 exons. The record is from RefSeq and is a predicted model, not a curated record.
UUCGGCCCGUUCGGUUCAUCGUUGGCUCCGUUCGUUUCCUCUUCUCGAUUCAGCCCGCCGCGUUCACUAUUCGUCCUUCCGCACAAUUAAUGUUUCCGUUAAAAAAAAAAAAAAAAAAAUAGAAACCGAGGAAUAACGGAAAAUAUUCAGUUUAAGCUUCAACUCGACGCGACGACCGGCGUCGCGUUUCGGCGGUUAUUCGUACUCGAGCGCGAACGGGAGUGACAUCAACGGGAACGGUAGUUGUGCGAAUACGCGGUGACACGGAUCGCGAACGCGGUCCCGGAUAGACCGCGAGUUCCGCUCCGCAUUGCGCUUGGUAGUGAAGAGUUUUGUAUUUUUUUCAUUUCUUGAUUGUGCCACAUGAUUUUCUGGAUAUGAUACCGGAUGGAUUAAACCGCCAUUGGGGAUUCGUCACGACUUGAGGAUGCAAGAUUGCGCGAAGGACAGAGGGGCGCGGACUGCUGGUGCUGCGAAGACACUGAGGUCUGCGACCAUCGCGGGAAAUGACCAUGACGAGCGUGGCUGUCGCCCCGGGUAGCCUUGGCGCACCUCCAGCUAUGCUCACCCCUAAGAUGUAUCAUCUGCAACAGGGUCUGAGCCCGUCCGGCUCGCCCACCUCCAGCAAGAGCUACGAUACUCUGAGCAAGGGCAAGAAGUCGUGGAGCGUGCGGUUAGGCCUGUCGCGGCAGCAUCAGAACCCCGGGGAUGACCCUGGCAGGGGUGGCUGGGGUACCAUAAGCGGCGGCAGCAUAUUCUCCCGCCAGAUGAUCUACAACGGCGAUCCAUGGCUUUACAGCACGGUCAGAUCGUCGCGGCUCGCCGGACAUGACCCGGCGCGACCUUUCCUGACACCACCGCCGCUGCCGGGCGCAACGCCGUUGCUCGUGGUAUGUUCCUGCCCGGAGUUUCUCGCCGGCACCGUAAGGAAACUCGGCAGCUGCCGCAAAUGCGGCGGCCAACGAGUGGCCGGACUGCCCUUCGGUGGAACAUGCCGGCUGCCGACAUCCUCGAGGUCCCGGCCGAGUCUCGCCGGUGUGCUGAGGACCGCUAUCGACGAUCCGUACGACCAGAUGCGACGGAACCGGCUGGUGGAGCCGAGAUCACGGGCGCGCAGCAUUUCGCCACAUCGACCGUCCUCGCAGCGAGAUACCAGGAGUCAGAGCAUGGUAUCAAGGACAGCUGUCAAGGAACGGAAAGGCACGACCGAGGGUACAUCGUCUAGAUCCGAGUGGUUCGACAAGGAACCGAGCACGGUUGUGAGCUAUGACGAUCGCAAAUCGCGACCUGAUUUCACCAACGGCGGCGCGUCCUCAGAUGAUUGGAUGCUGGAUGAGGCUCCGGAGAGUCACUCGCGAACUCAUUCCACCGCGACAUCUGCCAGACUGACUCACGUCUCAAAGAAACCAACGAGGGAAGCGAAUCAGAGAAGGACCAGCCAUGAUGACUGGAAGAACGGAACAACAACACCAGUUACUGCGGACUCGCGGAAAAGCAUCCUCGAGUGCAACGUAAAUCCAUAUCUGUUACUGAAAAAGCAGAAGGACGAGGAUGAUUUGAGUGACGAUCUGUCGGAUAACGCGCUGGAGCAGGACGAUCUUAGAACAAGAUCGUCCAGUCUAUUCGAUUCGUCGAAAGUAAAGUCGAUCGAGAGGAUACCGAAUAGAAGUGCUGUAGCGGCUAUCGGAGGUCAACGAAUCAGAGUGUUCAACGAGAGACCUAGAGAGAUAUCAGACGAUGAUGACGACGUGCCACCACCGGUCACCAGGAUUCCGAUACCGAAGGUAUCUCCAAAGAGACCACCUAGACGAUUGAAAGAGGCCCGGCAGACACUGAAGAGCAUCUUGAAGCGUGGCCGAGUGAUCGAGAGCAAAAGAAAGAAUGUACUCUUUAAUGUCGAUAACGUGAUAUUUGCACCUGAAAAACCGUCCGAAGCAACGCGACUCUCGUGGAGUAGAAUCGGCAGAAUCGCCAAUUGUGGUAAGGAGCAGCGGGACAGUAGCCCCGAGCCCAAAGAAGAGGAAGCGCCAAUCAUGCCAGAAGAGCAACAGGAAAAACACAAUUUCAUCACAAUUCCAAACAUCAGGGAUCCGAAAGUGGACAGAAUCAAAUACAAGGAGCCAAAAAUCGUGCCGGAAGUCAAGAAAAUCACGCCGUCUGGUCCCGACAAGAUCAAGAUAGACAAGUUCGUUCCGUCUAGGAAAUUUGAUCGUUCCAUUAUCUUUAAGAAGCAAGACAAGAUCGGAAGCGAGUCGCGAUCCUCACUUGACAACUCGCUAUCUGUUUCGAAGAUUGACGCUUCCAGAGAGAGAAUAUUACCAGAGGAAAGGAGAUUGUCGAAUGAGAGAACCGUCAGACUUGAGGACGAGACCGAGUUGGAAAUCGAGAUUGAGGAGCUGAAAGAUCGUCUCCCGGGUAUUGCUGUAGACGAGAAGGAUCUAAUCUUAAAGUCCGAAGAGAAUUCGAGAAAAUCUUUCUUGACGCGGAGUCAAAGCGAUCGGUCGUUCAGCAAACCGGAGAUCUCGGCGGGUGACGUCCUGUUUUCGGAUACGAUGCGCUUCAGUCUCAGCAAGAAGAUCAAGGAAUGUUCAUCGUCAUCGUCCGCAGUUUCACACGAGGAUGUCGACGAGGAAAGUUCGCCGAGAAGAAAGAACGAGACGAGAGAGAUCGAGGAAGAAACAGGUAGUGGGUUUAAGAAUUCCGAUCGCGAGAUCGAGGCUAGCAAGAACGUCGAGGAGAUUCCUGAGAAGACUGCCGAUAAUGUCGAAAAGGAGGUUGAACUGCCUCCAGAUGCACGUAGUGAUAUUUCCGACGCGAGUAAUGAACAUUUCCGUACGAUGAGACCCACGAGUUGGUCUCCGCCGCCUGGUAGACAGAGGCAUCGCUUCAAGAUCGGCAACUCUAACGCUGAUGCGGAUGAGAAUCCUGCCAGUUCGAUCAGGGAUCAUCGGCGAACGAUCUCUUCAGCGUCGACAGCAUCGUGGAAUUCGACGAGCUCCUACGGAUCCUCGAAGAUCGAAAUCAAUUCGCCCGAGAGCAAUGUCUGUAAGAUCACGGUGAGCCCGCGCUCAUCGCCGUUGGUACAUCGGCUGCAGAUCGGUCCGGAAUCCAGUCCGAGAGGCGCCAGAAGAACGUCUAUCCUUAUCAACGGAGAUCAAAAUACAAACGCGGAACUAACGCCAGGUAACAAAGUAACUAUCAGCGUCGGCGGAGAAGAUAGCGUGUGCAAUCCGACAGUGAUCUCUGUAAACUCGGAGAAUCCACCGAAGGUCCAGAAUGCUGUGGAAAAUCGCACUCUGGUAAUACUUCAGAAUUAUAAAUCGAACAUCGUGGUUGAGUCGAAUGAUGAUUCACGUUCCAAACAAAUUGGAAAGGAUCAUGUCGUCGAAAAUAGCGAGAUGAAUGUGAAGAUGAACGGCGAAAUACCAAAGUCGUCUAGUGAGAACCCUUCCUCGUGUCGCCACGUAGAACAGUCGGCAACAAAUUUUGAGAAACAGAAGAGGCUGAGCGUUGAGAUUAAAUCUUCUAAUUCUAAUAAGUGUUCGAAAUUUUACGCAUCAGAUGAAAGAACGACGCGACCGGAGUCCAAGACACGGUUCAAGGAUAUCGAAAGUUCCUCCAAAUUGCCUAGCUUGUCCAAAGAGGCUCUGAUCUCUAAGCUGCUCGAAGAUUCCCUACGAAAGGCUCGCGAGAACGGUGAAAUCCUAGACGAGGACAGCGGCCAAGCCAUCUUGAAGAUCCUGAAGCAGAGCUUACUGAAGAGCAAGGAAUACGAGAGUUCUGAGUCUACUUUGGAAGCAAAUUAUUCGCAUUCGUCUAGCUUGAAUUCAGAUGGCGACUUCAUCUCGACGAAUCUCUUCCUCGAAGAGAAUCCAUACGAGGUGAUCAAGGAACCGAUUUACGAGGAGAUACCCGACGAGCCACCGCCGCUACCUCUGAGUCCGCCACCCACGGAAGAUUAUAUCAAGGACAGAAUUUACUUCGGCGAAUAUUACAAGAAAAUCAUUCCGGAUCAGUUUCUCGGUCCCUAUUUGUCCGAGGAAGUUUUUAAGAAAUCCAACUCGGAGGAUCUAGCCGAGACCUAUUUAUCUAAAAGUCCCGAAGAUUUUUUCAAGAAAAUGUCAAUGUCACCCGAAGACGAGAAUAACAUCUCUACCAAGUUUGAAUUGUUAAGUUUCCUAAUGGAUUCUAAAGAUCGCACCCGUUCCGCGGAGGAGGACGAAGAUGAGGACGAAGACGAGGAAGACGACGCCGAAGGAGAUUUGGAGGCUCUAUAUGAACAGAAGGAGACUAGCCUGGGUGAUCUCAGUUCCAAAAGUUCACAAAUCUCCAACGUGUCCGACAGUAGCGAGGAAUGUAAUAUUAUCUUGACGAGCUCACCGGAGACAUUAAAGUCGAGAACAGUCGACAUAGAGAGAACCGACAGCGGAGUCGGAUCUGAGAGCAGUCAAGCCAGUAGCACUCGAUGUGUCGCGAGGCGCUGGAGGACAGGCAACAUCUCCUCCGGCCCGGGAAGCCUCCUCGGCGGAAUGCCGCAGGUGAUUUCCGGGGCCACGAAGCUAUGCGAGGAUUGCGAGCAGCGGCUGGAUCCUCUGAUAACAGACAGUGGUGUCGUUUAUGCGCCUUUCGUGUGCAGGAAGUGCUCCAAGAAACGCGCGGAACGGAAAGAGAUUAUCACGGAAAUCGUGGAAACCGAGCAGAAGUACGGCAGAGAUCUACAGAUCAUACUCGAGGAGUUCCACCGGCCAAUGUUAAGAGCAGGCCUUCUCACGUCCGAACAACUAUCGGCGAUCUUCCUGAAUGUCGAGGAGCUGCUCGAGCACAAUCUCGUUUUAGCCGAGAAAUUAAAGGAUAGCGUAGAACUCGCUCAAGAAUCUGGGGACGAGGAUCUCUUGACGGUGGACGUGGGUAAGAUCUUUCUCGAGUCAGAAAGGAUGCUCCACGCUUUCGAGAGUUACUGCACACGUCAAGGCGGUGCCAGUCUUUUAUUACAAAAUCUGGAGAAGGAGAAAGAGCUUCUUCGCAUCUUUCUCAGGGUUUCUCAAAUGGAGAACACGGUUUUGCGAAGGAUGAAUCUGAACUCCUUUUUAAUGGUUCCUGUCCAAAGAGUUACGAAAUAUCCUCUGCUUCUGGCACGUUUGCUCAAAGCGACACCCUCUGUCCGACCUGAUAUCCAAGAAGCGAAAAAGAGGCUUAAGCAAGCACAAACAAAUAUCGAGCUACAUUUGGAACACAUGAAUGCUGAGGCAAAGGAUGUUACGUCGACGAAAUUGUGGAGGAGAAUAUCGAUUAUUCAAAAUGGCAGACGGUCUGUCGGCGAACAGGAUAUGGUGAAUAUCAAGCUGAGAAAGAUGGCUGUCGAGAUCUUGGAAUGGGCACACGAAGAAGCUAGGUUUGUCCUCGAAGGACGUCUUCUGGUAGCGCAACCGACUGACAAUAACUGGAGACGCGGUCGAACUGUUAAACUUGCGCCUGUUACUGCCAUGCUUGUUACAAACGGCAAACCGAAUGCCGAUUAUCCCGAAUUUAACGACGAGUCACUCUUUCCCAAGCAUAUAGGUAUCAAGGAAGCUACCUUACUUCUGGUCAAAGAGAAACUUGGACGAUAUUCUUUACUACGAGAGCCGCUGUACCUCGAUAAAUGUAUUGUAUGUUGUGAAACAGAUCUUGAGGAUUAUUUCGAAAUACAAGAAUUAUCUUCUAAAGAAACGUUUAUAUUUAAGGCAGAAGAUGGCGCGAGAACGAAAAGAUGGUGUAGAACAUUACAGGCUCACGCACAGUCUCUUGGCGCUUGGCGCAAACGUCGAGGAGCCCUUCCUAAUAUCAUGAUCUGUGGUGUAGCAAGGAACUAACAAAGGCUUAGAUGUAAUAAGUACAUAAGUAACACGAUGUUAUCCGAUGUAUUUAAUGCAUUUUUAAGUGACUGAAGCUCUUCAUUAGUGCGAAAGUUUAAGCGGUUGCAUAAAUUCAUGUAGAUGAUCUCCAAAUGAAUUAGUAAUGAUUUAUUAUGGAGAGAGAAUGCUAGACCAAAGGAUUUCCUCGUUUCGUUGACACGCGAAAGUCUAGUUCUUACCGAAUUCGAGGUAUAACCAUCUGUGUUCGGUUAUUACAGUACGUUGCAGAAACUUGAGUUUCCUACGACACUGUAAAAUAAAGUGCUACGUGGCCUCGAAAGUCGCGCACAAUUUCGUCGAUUCCUAAUGAAUAAUUUUAAGU